This is a messenger RNA of Triplophysa rosa, 1515 nucleotides long. Its product is annotated as troponin I, fast skeletal muscle-like. The transcript is spliced from 8 exons. The record is from RefSeq and is a predicted model, not a curated record. NCBI's taxonomy places the organism in Eukaryota, Metazoa, Chordata, Actinopteri, Cypriniformes, Nemacheilidae. Gene Ontology annotation, biological process: muscle contraction. The coding region runs from base 113 to 640 and encodes 175 amino acids. Gene Ontology annotation, cellular component: troponin complex.
GCUUAAAUACGUGCAUUUGAGCACAGUCCUGCUGCUAGCGCUUUCUUCUUUCCGGUCUGAACCACUGCUUUAUAUUCUCAUAUAGGUGGUGAGAGAAUAAUAGGUGGCCAACAUGUCUGAAAAAAAGAUGACAUCGAGUCGGCGCCAUAAUCUCAAGAGUGUGCUGCUGGCCAUCGCAAAGAGCUUGCUAGAGAAAGAAGCCGCUCAAGUCAUUACAGAUAAAGAGAACUACAUGGCUGAACACUGCCCUCCACUGUCCCUGCCCGGAUCUACACAGGAACUGCAGGAAUUCUGCAAGAAACUGCACCAGGACAUCGACAGGAUUGAUGAGGAGAGAUAUGAUUUGAACACUAAAGUGGAGAAGGCCAACAAAGAGAUUGAAGAUCUCAAGAUCAAAGUGAUUGACCUGAAGGGCAAGUUCAAGAAACCCGCCCUGAGGAAAGUACGUAUGUCUGCUGACCAGAUGCUUCAGGCUCUGCUCGGAUCCAAACACAAGGUCUCUAUGGAUCUCAGAUCCAACCUGAAACAAGUCAAGAAGGAGGUCAAAGAGGAGCCUGCAGAUGUCGGCGACUGGCGUAAGAACAUCGAGGACAAAGCCGGCAUGGACGGCAGGAAGAAGAUGUUUGAAGGCGAGGCCUAAAUUCUUCUACAUUUCUUUGUUUCAUUAUGGUAGGAAUUCUUCAGAGCUGCGCAGACCUUUUGGAAUAGAUUUUGUUGUUGUUUUUCAGUCGGUGCCUCAAACAAGUAUUUGUUUCAUAAUAUCUUGAAAUAGAAAUGUAUCGUUGCAGAGCCAUUGCCAUUAAAUGAAUGCUUUUGAGGAAAAACUUUGUUUGUUUCACUUUCUUCUGCUACAUGAUUAUUGGAGUUUGUAUGAUAUUUGAGUUAUAGAUUAAAUAAACAAAUAUGACUUGAUUGAGAAGAUGCUGUCAUGCUAUAAUGUGACCACCAGGGGCCACUAGAGCAUCUUUACGACUUCUGUUUACUACUUUAUUACUCCCUUUUCUACAUUUCUCCUUUUAGUCGUUUAUUUAUAUUUUAUUUUAACAUAUCAAAGAGUUGCGAAGUGUUACAGAUACAUUCUGAACACACAAUGUUUAGAAGAAACAAAUCCAUUUGAGCCCAUUUGUCCAACAUGGUGAGUAUCUUUAUAUUCUGCUCAAAUCUUUCUCAUGUUAUUGAGUCUUGAUAUGCCAUUCAACUUUGAUUAUUGAUUUGUAGUAUUUUGGUUUCUGAGGAACUGCUUCUGUUCACGGCACACAGCUGAGCAGCGUCUUGAAGGAAAUUUACGAGGGCCUGAGAUAUUUCAGGAGCUCGCCGGCCUAUUGGUCUGGGGUGGAAUCUACUUCCAUAAACAGGACCCCCAAGAUCUGCUGAGCCAUCAGAGCACAACAUAUAUAUCCUCUUUAAUUUUUCUGUCUCUGGGACUUACCGGUCUUCCACUUCUUCAUCUAAGUGUGCGUGAUACCAUCUUCUUCUUGAUAGGGUGAAGACACACUAAACCGCCACAAUGUCAGA